GUGAGGGAUCAUGGCGGCGCCCUGAGCGACAGACUUCCAUGCGUAAAUGCAAAGCUUGUACAGUAGUUUUAAAAGUGAUCUACAUAAAGACAGAAGAAAGAUGCCUGCAGCACUAAACCUCAGCAAUGAGGUGGUGAAGAUGAGAGCCGAGGUAAAGCGGGUGAAGGUGCUCAUCAUCCGCAAGCUCACCCGCCAGAUGGUCGCUCUGAAGAAGAAGAAAGGGGCCGAAGCCGACCUGGAGAGGAACCAGAGGAGAGCGGCGAGGUUGCUCGAGGAGAUUCACGUACUGAAAGCACUCGCACCAGACAGCGUCACCAAGGCUGCCCUGCAGAGUGACAUCAGCUUUGAGAAAGUGUGCCAGAAGAAAGAUGCCAGCCUUUCAGAACGAGCCACAGCCCGCAUCGCCACGCACCCCGAGUUCAGCAAGAGAAUUCAGAGCAUCAAAGCCGCUGUACAAGCCUUUAAAUCGGAGAGGAUAAGCGCUGAGAGAGCUGAAAAGAAGAAAAAAUCUAGUGAUGCCGACCAACAGGAGAGAGAAUUAAAGCUAGACAGUGAUGAUGAUGAUGAGGGUUCAGGGGAGGACAACGACAAUGACGGUGAUAUUAACUAUGACAAUGAUGAUGAUGAUUCUUCUCAAAAGGUCCAAAAAGUAGAUGAUGAAGAGAAACUAAAGGACCAAAUGAAGCAGGAUAAAGAUCCAGUCACAACAAAAGAGAGCUCAUUAAAAACACACAGCACUCCAGCUGAGGUGGUCAGGAUGAGGAAGGAGGUGAAGAAGCUCCGGGUGCUGAUUAUCCGCGAUCUCACCCAGCAGAUCACCGCCCUCAAGAAGGCAAAAGCCGAAGAGUCUGAGCUGAAAGGGAACAUGGAGGUUGUGGCACGGCUGCAGAAAGAAGUGCAGGUCCUGAGGGCGCUUCUACCUGACCAGGUGACCAUCAGAGCCCUCAAGGGGAACACUGGAGAUCUGGAAAAAGUGUUUCAGGAUCCGCAGUCUAGCACGAUGGAGAGCGCAACAGCAAGGAUCACAGCGCACCCACGCUUCGUGAAGAAGCUUCAAGACGUCAAACAAGCCAUCGAAGAAGAGAAGAUAAAGGCUGCAAAGGCUGGAGAGCGGAAUAAGGAAGAUAGAGAGAUGAUGAAGGCUGAAGAUGAGGAGAAGGAGGAGGAUGUGACUAGUGAGGAUAGCAAUGAUGAUGACGACGAAAACGACAGUGACGACGACAACGACGACAGUGAUAAUGACGACGACGACGAUGAUGAUGAUAAGGAUGAUGAUGAUGAUGAUGAAAGUGAUCAAUUAAAGGAGACACAUUCGACUUUGAAGGUAAUUCCAACUUCUACUGUUGCACAGCCACCAGAGAACACCAAGCUGCCCCCUGCAAAAGAGAAAUUAAAAUCAGUAGAGCUGGAAAAACCUGCUAGACUUCCUGCAAAUCCAAAAUCUACUCCCAAACCAGCUGUGAAAGCAGUCCAGAGUCUGCCAUCCAAGAGCAAAGAAGCAGCUCCACCUCCACCAAGACAAGUCCCCAAACCUGACUCCAAAAAACCAGCGAACAAAAAAGCAGAAGAAGAGUCGGAUUUGUCCGAUUCCGACGGAGAGAAAGAGUAUUUCGACGACAGCACCGAAGAGCGUUUCCACAAGCAGUCUUCUUAUUCCGAGCAGAGCGAUGAUGACGACGACUUCUUCCUCGGAAAAGUGAGCAAGCUGAAGAAGAAGAAAAGCGACGCCGCACCCAAACAGGAGAAAACAAACGAUCCGAAUAAGGUUCGACAGGAAGAGGCGCCUCAGUUCAAAAUGCAGUCAGUCUUCUGCUCCACUCUUUCCAAAUCCGGCAGUUCCGCUCAGAAGGGAAAACACGCCGGUCUCAAGCCACCACGUUUUCAGAACCAGAAACGUGACGAGAGACCAUCUUGGGUUAAAGGUCAAGGUUCUGGAACGGACAAAAGGUUGCAGGGGUUUAAAAAUCAGACGCCUGGAUCCAGAGAAGGUUCAAAGCAGAAAGGUCCAGGAGGAGAUAAACCUGGCAAACCUGCAUUUGAGCAGAGAAACGUUAAGAGAGCAGGGAAGCCGUUCCAGCAGGCCCUGCAUCCGUCAUGGGAAGCCAGCAAGAAGAGGAAAGAGCAGCAGUCUCAGAUCACAGCCUUCCAGGGAAAAAAGAUCAAAUUCGAUGACGACGAUGAUUAACACCUUACAUGAUCGUUCUUUAUUGGUUAAGACAUUUACACUGAUUCCAUAUGGUCAAAUAAAACUUUGCCUUUCGAGUCAGAAUCAUUCAUUUGUGAUGACAUUUCAGGAUGGUUUAAGACUUUUUUCACAGCUGUAUGUGUAAAUCCUGAAUAAAGUGUAUAUAUGUGUUUUCA
This is a messenger RNA of Clarias gariepinus (North African catfish), 2361 nucleotides long. It is a transcript of the gene srfbp1, whose product is annotated as serum response factor binding protein 1. The transcript has 3 exons. The coding region runs from base 47 to 2185 and encodes 712 amino acids. NCBI's taxonomy places the organism in Eukaryota, Metazoa, Chordata, Actinopteri, Siluriformes, Clariidae. Gene Ontology annotation, biological process: maturation of SSU-rRNA. The record is from RefSeq and is a predicted model, not a curated record. Gene Ontology annotation, cellular component: nucleus; 90S preribosome.